GAGAACAUGUGCAGCCUUGCUCGAGUAUCACAGCACGCGAGGCUCCACACCUGGGCACAUCCACGUCUCUCUCUCGUCCACACCGUCACCAACACUCCAUUCGUCUAUAUUAUAUAAGAGCGGCCAGGUGGAACAUGCCCUUACAAGGAAGCAUGAGACGUUGUCUGUUACUUCAAUUUCGCCGCCAAAUGUCAAUACGCUUCUUCCUCCUAGCUCUGGGCCUCUGCCUCUGCAGCAUCUUCGUCAGUCUGGAUGUUUGGAACCCCUGGAACACAGCGAUGGUGGGACCCCGGCCACAGUCUUCCUUGCACUCACUGAGUCCUCUUUCUGAACUUUAUGGUCCUAAGUCUCGCACAAGCGAACUGUCCUUGAAGGUGAUCGUCGACCAGACUGUGAAGGAUGAAAGAAAAUUUCUGGCCUCACUGCCUAACCUGCCUCUUAUAUACCGAAAAGCAAACAACCCUCUGUUAGGCUCCAGCAACAAUACUUGUGCUUCAUACCCAUCAGUGUUAGAUAUUCACUAUAACAACAUUUACUGGCAGGUCCUCCAACUCAGUAAUAAUACGCUUUACCUGUACAGCGCCUUUUAUGACAAUCGUACUUUAAGUAAAAGCAAGCCUAGCAUUCGCAUUCUUGGCAUGGCUAAUUCCCUUCAACCAACUACGGAAACUAACUGCCAGAUCUGGUAUGAUGGCCAAAGUUUUCCCGUUAUUUCGAAGGUCAGAGUCCAUAAACGUAUAUGGCGUGAUGAGUGGGAAAUUGAAGAAGAAAUAUUAUAUCCAUAUAUGAUUGAGUGCAUAAUUCCUGAUAAACACAGUCGCUUGGAGCCACAAUCUGUGUCGCUGGUUGAACAACCUUGUGAUAAGCCCACCAAUAACCUUCGCAUCAUCAACAACCAGCCAGCAGAUGGUCGGAAAAAGUCUUUUGCCGUGUGCGUCAAGGGAUUAGAAUUUUACAACUUGGACAACAGCGUGAGGUUGGUGGAGUGGUUAGAACUGCUCUUUCUUCUAGGAGCUGACGAAGUAUUUUUCUAUGAUAUGGGUAUACAUCCAAAUGUUUCCAAAGUUUUAAAUUAUUAUGAGUCCUUAGGACGAGUGGAUAUUAGAAAAAUAUCAUUGCCAGGUGAACAACCAAAUGUGUUUGGUUUAUUACAUCUAUACCUAAAAAAUAAAGUAAAUCACAAACGUCUACAUGAACUAAUACCAUACAAUGACUGUUUAAACAGAAAUAUGUACCGUUAUAAGUUUGUACUUCUGAUGGACAUAGAUGAAGUCAUUGUAGCAAAGUCCGCUGUAGACUGGACGUCACUUCUGGAGGAAGUGUCGCCAGGGGCGGUCAACCAAUAUAACAAUAAAUGGACAUCUUUCUGUGCUAGCAAUGUAUACUUCCUCGACACAAUGCAACCUACACACAGCCAGAACCACAGCAUACCACCUUACCUACACAUAUUGCAGCACAUCUAUCGUAGUGCCAAUUACACCAAGCCUGGUUGGUAUGUGAAGUGCUUUCAUGAUACCGAGCGAGUGCUCACUCUACACAAUCAUUAUGCCAUAUCAUGCCUAGACAAGUGUGAAGUGAAGAACUUACCCACUGAGCUUGCUCAGCUCCAGCACUAUCGCCAAGACUGCGUUAGACAGAUGCCAAAAAAACAUUGCAUCUACUUCAAAAAUCACACGGUUGUUGACACUAGAGUCUGGAGGUACAAGGAUUCACUGAUCAACAAUGCGCUCCGCACUUUACGCCAUCUUGGUUUCUUGGAAGAAGUAAUCCCAGAGAAAAGUAAAUUAUUGUAA
Messenger RNA from Cherax quadricarinatus, 1793 nucleotides. RefSeq lists its product as uncharacterized. Gene Ontology annotation, cellular component: cytoplasm. Gene Ontology annotation, molecular function: glycosyltransferase activity. NCBI's taxonomy places the organism in Eukaryota, Metazoa, Arthropoda, Malacostraca, Decapoda, Parastacidae. The record is from RefSeq and is a predicted model, not a curated record.